This is a messenger RNA of Didymodactylos carnosus, 387 nucleotides long. Lineage: Eukaryota; Metazoa; Rotifera; Eurotatoria; Philodinida; Philodinidae. The record is from the annotation of a GenBank genome assembly.
AUGGUAUACCAUCAUGAGAUGAUGAUGAAUAUAAUUCAUAUGUAUACAUAUGAAUUAUAUUCAUCAUCUCAUGAUCAUCAACAGCGAAAUCAAACAACUCGAUUACCAUCACCAAUUCGUGAAAAUAUUAUUAGAACGUCAGACAACGGCUUAGUAACAUCUCAAAUUAAUAAAGUUAUGAAAGCGUUACAUCCAGGUUUGUCUAUUGAUACAAAAGUUAUGAAUGUUUCUCGUGUUCACCGUCAAAAAGAUCGUUCAAGUAUUAAAUUCAUUCAAGAUUUACAACAAUGGUGUUCAUUACGUCAAAAUGUACCACAACCAAAUAAGCAACACGACAUAUUUAUACCUUAUUAUGUGGCUAAUGAUGUGAAUGAUUUAUGUGUUUAA